Molecule: messenger RNA, 474 nt
Organism: Lactuca saligna
Lineage: Eukaryota; Viridiplantae; Streptophyta; Magnoliopsida; Asterales; Asteraceae
Source: the annotation of a GenBank genome assembly
AUGCCCUCCGUUUGUGUGAGGGUGUUUAUGUCCAAAAUGAUUGAUCUUGUAAAGAACCCAAUUAGAAAGGGGUCAAGGGAUUUGUUUUUUGUUCGUCAUUUGAUCGAUCGUCAAGGGGAACGCAAAGGAAACGAGUACAGAACACGAAGGGAAGAACGAAGGCAUAAUCAAUUGGGAGGAAGAGGAGAUUGGAAUAGGACUGAACUGAAGGCGGUCAAGAAGAAGACACACGAAGUCAGCAAAGUGAUGGCCUCCGGGAUUCGACUUAGGCCGAAGAAGAGGAAGGGAAAGGAGAAAACAUUAUUCGUGUUUGGGAAGAUCGAUGUCAAAACUACAGUUGAAAUGGUUGCGAGCACAAAUAGGACUCGUAAGUCAAGAACACGUGUUAUUUGGAACGUUGAUUCGAGAAAAUAUUAUGUUUGGGAAGAUCGAUGCAACAAUGGAGGAAGUAAUCGCCGCUGCAAUGACUGCUAA